AUUCCCUCCCCCAAAAAUUCCCCCCUCCAAACCCUCGAAUCCGACGAGCCUCCGCGGACCUAGCCCCGCCGACGUCGCGCCCUGCCUGCUCUGCGCCACCGCGCGCGCAACAAAUCACCCGCAGCGGGCGCGCGUGCGUGCGUGAACUCCGCCGCGCCACCGAGGGCAGAGCCAAAGCCUUCUCCGUCGACUCAGGCGCGGCCAGAGCCUCCAAGCCCCCUCCCCCGACGUCCGCCCGGAGCCUCUCCGCCGACUUCCUGCACGGACCUCACCCGCCGAGGCGCGCCAGGAUUCUACCUGCUGCAAGACCCCCGCCGCCCCCGCCGCACACCAAACCACGCCGGCCGCCACCGUGCGACGGACUGCUCCAACCACAAAGAUCGCAGUACCACGCCAUGGACAUGAAGGUUUGCAAGAGGAGAAAGACGACCAAGCUGCCUCCUCCGGCCGAGCUGCUGGACGAGCUUGUCACUGAGAUCCUCCUCCGGCUGCCUGUCAAGUCCCUCCUGCGGUUCAAGUCUGUGAGCAAGGCGUUGCGCGCAAUCAUCUCCGACCCCUUCUUCAUCCGCUCGCAUCUCCAGCAAUCUGCCUCCAGAUGGAGGCAGAACCCGUCGCUGCUCGUCACUCCGCACACGCUGUUUCACGUCAUCGAGGGCGAGCCUUGGCCUUCCACCUUCUCCACUGAUAUCAGCUUCUACCAGUGGCAGCAGCCCUCCUCCGAAGAGGAGGAAUCUGAGGCGAGGUUCGUCAUGCACACCGACGACUUCCUCGAGGAGUUCAACUCGGUGUGCUACUUUGCGCACUGCGACGGCUUGGUGGUGGCCCCUACCAACACCAACGUCUACCUCUUCAACCCGGCCACCAGGGACGCCAUGCGGCUGCCUAUCAACAACCGCAACAAGAUGUACCAGUACGUGGCCUGCCUCCCAGUAGGGCUUGGCCGGGACCCUCGCACCGGCAGGCACAAGGUGGUCCGGGCCUUCUACCGCUCCAGGGACCCUCUCACGGGCGUCCACGACAUGGGGAUGGAGGUGUUCACUGUUGGCGUUGAUUCAGAUUCAUGGAGGGAAAUCACGCCCAAUCCACUGUACCCUGUCACCGUGUGGAUCACCCCUGUGUUCGCCAAGGGGGCACUGUUCUGGAUCAUUGACAAGCCCGGUCUCGAUCCGAGCCCACGCGGCAUCCUCCGCCUCAGCCUGGACGAUGAGAGCUUCAGCGUCACACACCUGCCCGACUCGCUGGACCCUGCCCUGGACGAGUAUUUCAUCCUGGACGAGGUGCACGGCGAGCUGUUCCUCACCGCCUUCAGCAGCAGCAAGCCCCUCAACAUCUGGACGCUGGUGGAACAAGACACGCGAUGGGAGCACCGCUACACCCUCGACAUCUCCGGGAUGGCGCACCCGGUGGCUCUCCUCCCUGGUGGCGGCACGGUGAUCCUAAGGGCGUCACACUACAUCAGUCGUUACGAUCUGCAGACGCAUCAGAUCGACACCAUAUGCGAGCUGGAUCGCCUGAGGUACCAGCACGAUGGCACGACCGAUGAGGAUGCUGGGUCUGGGCAGGAAAUCUUUUACUUCAAUGUAAUACCUUACACCGAGAGCCUGGUCCGAAUUUGAAUAACUGUUGCUGCUUAGCAGAGUUCAUUUGUUGCUCUUGCUCUUGCCAUAUUUUUAAUUAGUAUGUGUUUUGACUCUCUCAAAGGAAGCAAAAAAAGAGCUUCUUGGAACAUGUUUAUCUGAGGUUGUCUUUCCCGCUUAUUGGAAUAUUUGUAAGCAAAUGAACAGGUUUUAUAUUUGAAGGGAUUCGACCCAGAUUCUCUGCUA
Lolium perenne is the source of this 1823-nucleotide messenger RNA. RefSeq names its product putative F-box protein At2g02030. The record is from RefSeq and is a predicted model, not a curated record. Gene Ontology annotation, molecular function: protein binding. Lineage: Eukaryota; Viridiplantae; Streptophyta; Magnoliopsida; Poales; Poaceae.